AUGUCGACUCAACCAAAACCCGGGGACCCUGAUGCGGUGGCAGCAGCAGCGGUGCACCCCGUCAUCAAGAAUGCGCUGCGCGUGUCUCUGAGUGCUAAAGAAUACAGAAUCCUGCACGAGCGUGUUCUCCGGCGGUCAGCCUUGGCGGAACGCCAUCUGCCAGCACCGUCCAGGUAUGAAGCAAUUAUCCACACCAAGAACAAGUACAAUGUGGCAGCCGUGCGUGCCUCGCUGCGGGUGUUUCUCGCGCUGAGUGGCGGGCUCUCGUUGGCAGAGCUGGUUAGUGCGAAGAUCAAAAAGGAGGGUUCCAAAGAGAAAACUCGCACCGCUUUGAUCAAAUCGCCAAACUUCAGACUCGCAUUGUCCGUUUCUCUUCUUCUGCUAGUCCACCGAGUGCUAUACCGUUUCUUCGUCCGAUUGCGCGCGAAUCUGCGAACCGAUGACGCGAAACCGUUUCGGGACCGUAAUCCUCGCAUUUCGAAAGCGCUGACUUCGCGAUAUGCGCCUGUCGUUGGGGCCAGUUUGGCUGGGUUCGCCUUGGGGGUUGGUCCCGCGGGCCGUGUGCACACCACAGUUGCAAUCUAUACGGCGACGAAGAGUUUGGAGUUUUUGUAUAAUGCCUUGAAUGAGAAGGGUUACUUGGAAAAGAAGCCGUGGUGGUUUGGCAGCUGGCUGCUCAUGCCAGUCUCGUUUGCACAGCUAUUCCAUGCGUUUGUGUUUGACCGAGAAACAAUUCCGGGGUGGUUUGGUAAUUUCAUUUUGAGAUUCUCGCCGAGCUAUAUUGCAGGGGCGCCAGACGGGUUCCCAGAACAACUGCAGUGGCCGGACAAGCAUGGAAUCGUCGACUCUCUUGGGUCAAUUGCUGAUCUAAAAUGGCCGGCGUUUAUUUCUCCGAUUCUUCACCCCAACAAUCCCUACACUCUUCCGACGCAGCUGCAGUCGAUCUCGCCGAUAACAUCGCCAGCACACCCGGGUAUUGCUUCACUCUCAUGUGCACUGCUUCACCCCGCUAGCCCAAGCUGCGGUACGGCUUUCUUGCACCACAUCUUGAACUCGGUGCCACCCCUGGUCCGAGCCACGACUUUGGCCAUCGUCGCCUUGUCGGCACCCGGCUACAAGAAGUUCCUGGCCAACCCCGUGACGGCUACUAGCCUGGCAUCCCAACGAAUCCUGAGUCUAACAGCCAUUGCAUCAACAUCAAUUGGCUCCCUGUGGGGUAGCAUCUGUUUGCUCAACAGCCUACUACCCCGCUCGACUCUUCCCACGAAGCGAUUCUUCCUCAGCGGGGCCAUCGGUGGACUCCCCCUUGCCUUUGUCAACCAGGGGCGCGGCCUGUUCACGUACAUUUUCCGAGCGGCCGUCUACUCGGCAUGGGCGACGGGCGUCAAGCGCCGGCUCUGGCGGGAAUGGACAGGUGGCCAGCUGGGCCUGAUUGUGCUGUCGUGGGCAUUGCUUGGCGUAGUGCUCGAGUCGUCGCCACAGUCAGUCCAGGGACCGGGUUUCCGCAAGGCUCUAGCGUGGGCGCGUGGAGAUGGAUUUACGGAUGCGGUUGAGUUGGCUGCGAAGAAGAAGAAGGCCAAGGAAGGUGAGCCGGAGGUGAAGUCCGACUGA
This is a messenger RNA of Talaromyces rugulosus, 1611 nucleotides long. RefSeq lists its product as uncharacterized. The transcript has 4 exons. The record is from RefSeq and is a predicted model, not a curated record. Bases 1 to 1611 code for a protein of 536 amino acids. NCBI's taxonomy places the organism in Eukaryota, Fungi, Ascomycota, Eurotiomycetes, Eurotiales, Trichocomaceae.